AUUCACCACAUUGGUCCAGAGUUAAAUAUCGGGAAAGGUAUUCAUGGUCUCCUGAGGAUGAACCCUAUUGACUCUGAUGAUCCUUCUCAUCUAGUACCACCAGCAGUCAUCACAGCGCAGAUGCACAGCGACAGAGAAAUGGCCAUACCCCGGAUGUUUAAUUCCAACACAUCGUUCAUCAUCGUGAGUGAAGGAUCUGAACUCUCAUUUCUUGGCAAAGAGGACAAAAGCCAAGGGUGUGAAGAGGAGAAGGACUCGCUGGUCCAAGCCAUCGCCCCUCAUCUGAGCCGGGUGCUGCAGCACGGCACUGCCAAACAUGUGGUCACUGAGGAGGGGCGUGAAGAGGCUGAGGACAACCCCUGUGUCUCCAUAGUCGCACAGGCAGAGAGAGAAGACUUUCAGGAGUUCAGCCCGACCAACACACAGUGCCCUUACUCAAGAUCUCAGCUGCUUAAAAAGCACAGGUCUCUCAGCAUCGACACUGCCCUCCUGAGUGACACGGAGAACGAGGACUUUGAUGCCAAACUCCCGCAGCACCACCUGCAGAGGAAGCAACGCAGGAAAACCAGAACACAGUGUCAGGAGGCCGGGGGAGAACCUCCAAUCAUCCGGGGACUCUGGGUGCAGGAGAUUGAUUGGCUGAAAUUGGCAAGCAGAGAGAUGACAUCAUUAUCAUCAGCUGAGAUCAUACCGCCUCCUCCUCAGUUUACUGACUGCAGCUAUGGAGGCUCUGAAGGCUGUGCAGAUGUGUGUGUCAGAGGAUUAGAGGAUGCGUCACUAUCAGGGGACAGAUCUGUAGAUACAGACGACACCUCCAGCACUGACGACAGAGCGGGCUCAGACUCUGAAUCUAUUUACACUCACGAAAGCGAGUCAGACUCAUCCUGCGCUGCAGAGGACAGCACAGAUAGUUUUGGUGUUGAAGCCAGAAUGUCAAAUUUGAUCUUUGACCUGAUGCAAGUGUCCGAUUUUAACUCCUCCUCUCAUGCAGAGUGGAAUUUUGAUUCUACAGAAUGCGUGCAAAGUCUGCUGGGAGUUUCAGACUGCACCCAACCUGUGAAUACAUCUCAGUGUGCCUUUGGUUUUGAUGACGCAAAUGAUAUUGACACAGUUUUGGACGGCCUAAGAGGCAGAGUGACACGGCUGCCAAAACUCUUUGUUUCGCCUUUCUUCAGAGAUUUGAUAAAACAGACUCUGAACGACAGGAAGACCAGCACACCUGUCAAUGAAGGACUCAUAUUUCAUCAUCUACUUCAGCCCGACAGCUCUCAGUACAGGGAGGGAGAGGAGUACUGCGUACUCCACCACAUACAGAACGGCUCAUACGGGGAUGUAUUCUGUGUGCGGGACAAAAAGACUGGAUUCCAAUGUGCUGCCAAGAGGAUUCCACUGAGUCACUUCAGCGGCGAGGAGGUGAGCACGUGGAGCGGUCUCAACUCUCCUCGUGUCGUGGAGCUCUUUGGGGCUGUGAGGGAGGGCCUCAGCAUCGUGCUCUUCAUGGACUUGAAGCCAGCAUGUUUGGCCCAGCUUCUAAAAGAGAUGAAGUCCCUCCCUGAGGAUUUGGCCCUGCACUACCUUCAUCAGUCACUGGGGGCACUAGAGCACCUGCACCACAGAAAGGUUCUUCACCUGGAUGUCAAAGUUGACAAUGUGCUGCUGUCUGCGGACUGCAGAGACACAUUCCUCUGUGACUUUGGUCUCUCAGAAACAUUAGAUGACAAUGGAUGGAGCACCAACGCAUUCAGGGUAGCUGCCUUCCCAGGAACAGAGACCCACAUGGCCCCCGAGGUGGCACGAGGGGAUCAACUGUGUGCCAAGGCGGAUGUGUGGAGCAGUUGUUGUAUGCUGCUGCACAUGCUCAAUGGAUGCCACCCCUGGAUACGUUACUACUCCCAUCCACUGUGUCUCCAGAUUGUCAACGAGCCUCCGCCUCUGUGGGAGGUGCCGUCCAACUGCAACAACUUCACGGCUAAAGUGUUCAGGGCUGGACUGCAGAAAGACUCUGACAGACGAGCAUCGGCAAAGGAGCUCCGGAGGAAAACCACCAAGGCCCUCAGAGCAGUUGGAGGUUUGAGUCCCUGGUCUGUCAAAAGUGCCUGUGAUAAGCUGUAUCAUAGCAAAGGCCAGACUGAAGACACCCCCUGCUCUUUGUCUCCUGGGAUCAACCUAACUAAAGCAUUAGACACGAUGUACUGGGUGAGCCCCUGGAGGACUACAGCAGUGGACGAGGACAGCAAUGACUGGAGAGGCGGUGACUCAGAUCAAUACUCUGAAGUGGAGACAGAUUCCUUAACCAGGGAAUGGGAGUGCCAGCCGAAACCUCUGCAGGAUGAUUACACUGAAGAUGGGAAAGACUGGGACACCUGUUCUGAUUCAGAGGUCGAUAUAUACAUGGCAGAGGAGGAACGUGUUCAGGAAAAGUGGCUGAAAAAUGACAGGGACUAUGAGGGGGAUUGGGAAGAGGAAGAAGAUGAAGAGGAGGAGGAGGAUGAGUGGGACUCCACCAUGACUAAAGAGUAUCUUCGUGCUCUCCGAGGCAUUUUCCCUUUGCUGCAAAAAGGCCAACAGACAAAUGAAAAUUCAUGCGGAUCAGAACCAGAGCUGGAAUACCUCCGAGACGACGUAGCUAUCGGCACCACAGUCCAGACACCGUCCCCUGAACCUCGAGAUGACCCUCCGUCCUGUUUCAGCUGCUCGGACACAUCACAGAUAAAUGCCUCAGACAAGGACUCUGACCAUUCAUCUGAUGAUCUGAGCUCUGGAGUCUUUUCCUCCUGCAACAGUCAGACGGACGGACACUUGGAGUGGUUGGCCUCAGCCAGUCCGCCCUCCUCGCACUGCUUCGAAGGUGUUGACAUCUGGAUUGAGAACGUGCAGGGCGAGUGUCUGAGGAUCCGUGAGCGUCGGCAGGUCAAAGUGGGACAUGUUGCCAUAGGGAUUAGUGAUCAGAUCUCAGGGACAGCCUUCACGUUGGAGACCCUGGACAGGAAGAUGGUGUCCUUUGAACAAGAGAUCAGAGAGUCGUGUCUGUGGCUGCGCUGUGUUCCUGCUCCUGACAGAUGUCAGCGUUGGAGGUGGAGAGUCAGCGACGGCAAGCUGGAACUUCGAGAAUGAGGCGGACAUUUUUGUUAUUUUUUGGUUGUUGUUUGCCUUAAUUUAUUAAUUGAUUGUUCUAAAGACUUCAGGAUGUAACCAUGUAUCAUUUUCCUGGGUAAAGUAGGAUAGCUGGUGCUUAUUGGUAGGAAUUUGAGAUUUGUGAAAUUCAUCAAUAAGAUGUGAUUUUAAAGCUGAUUUUCUAUUUUUAAAGAGGAAUUUUUAAAUAUUUUGUGUCUUGCCCUAUAUAUAGUUAGGGACUAAAUAAAUGUGUCUUUUACUAUACUUCUUUGUUUCCUCUGUGAUAUGGAAACUAGAGUUUGUCAUGUUUCUUUGUGCCUUUUAAAUGCCGUUUUAAAAUGAGUGAAGCUGCUUAAAACAAUGAAUAACUGUCAUAAUACAAUAUGAGCCCUCAAGACAUUAAUACUUGAACGUUAUUGACAUUUUAUAUCUUAAUAAAAAAUGACCUCCGAGGCAAAGAAGCUGCUCUCUUCUGCCACCGCUGCUUGUUUUCCAAUCAUUGCCUCCUUCAUUCAUUGUGUGCUCCAGCUUCAGUCCACGUGGGAGGAGAGCAGUUAUACAUUCAACACACACAAGCUGAUGUAAUGUUUUCUCAGGAUAUCUUAGACUUAGACCAUUGGCAACAUUUACAACCCUAAUAAAUCAACUAGCACAAAGAAAGUUCAUGUGACUGCAUCACGUGUGAAACAGGAUUUCACACGUGAUCAGAUCACAUGAUUCAGACUCGUUGUUUUUCAGACAAUUCCUCUAAAUUCUCAUUACGUAGGAAUAUGUGAAGGUUUUUGGACAUU
Molecule: messenger RNA, 3905 nt
Organism: Cottoperca gobio
Lineage: Eukaryota; Metazoa; Chordata; Actinopteri; Perciformes; Bovichtidae
Gene: map3k14b
Product: mitogen-activated protein kinase kinase kinase 14b
Exons: 15
Coding region: 58-3114 (1018 amino acids)
Biological process (GO): protein phosphorylation; canonical NF-kappaB signal transduction
Molecular function (GO): ATP binding; protein kinase activity
Source: RefSeq, a predicted model, not a curated record